CGGCAGUCUAGAGACUCAGGAGAUGAUGAAGAAAUAUGUCGUGUUGUAGUAGCUUCCCGUCCCAGGCAAAAUAGGGGAAACAGUGCACGGACUUUAUGAACAGCGUCUUCUGCAGUAACAAUGCUUACACAGCUACUGUGCCUGUGUUCGAUCCCGGUUGUAACGUGCGGAAGUGGUUUCAAUACGUACAACGCCGCCCUUCUGAAGAAUACAACGCAGAGUUCGGUAAUGACCAUCUACACUCAGCUCCACAGUGGGCUAGGGGUGGACGGAGGAGACACAGAGUGGGCACAGGUCAUUCACAAUUGUUCCACGACCAAAGAAGAAACGAACUCCUCCUGGAAAGUCACCUUUGACGCUGAGAAGCCCAUCUACGCCAUCAACAUCACGACGUCAUAUGAGUACCCCCUUGGUGACUUUGUCGUGGAAUUUACGUCUUGCCUUAACGGUGGUUGUGAUUACAUUCCCUGCUACCAGACUAACAAAACUGUGCCACCAGGGGAAACAAUCCAGAUACAAUGUGAUCCUACAGGUGGAACAACUGGAGGAACUUAUGCUAAAAAGAUUCGCAUCCGAUUAUUGGGCAGUUUGAAGAGGCGACUUUCCGUGUGUGAAGUGGAGGUGUAUUCCACUGAAGCUAUGGCGCACAACAUUGCCUUGAACCAGGCUACACAUCAGAGCUCAGUGCAGGACACGACAUUUUCAAGGGCCGGCUGGCUCGCUGUGGACGGGAACGAUAACCAGAACGAGUCGUAUUGCAGCGCAACCAGGAACACUAGCGACCCCUGGUGGCAAGUUGACCUGGAAUCGGAGAAAAAGAUUGAAUUACUGGCUAUUCAUGGUCAUGCCCUAGAAAACGUCACAGUGUACGUCGGGGUUGAUUGUUGGCCUGAUCAAGUUUGCUACAACGUAUGUGGAGAACGCACAGAGAUGGGGGAUCACUUCUACCUGACUUGCGGCGCCAACACUACUGCAAGAUACGUUAAAAUUGCUCUGAAGAAAGAUGGCAUAUUAACUCUGUGUGACGUCCAAGUUAUGGUAUAUAAUGAUCCCACUACGACAGCCCAGACAACUACGACUACAUCAUCAACUGACAAUGUAACCUAUGCAGCGACAACCACGGAUACAGAUACUACCGACAACACUUGGACAACACCAAGCUACAACGAAACCACUUCACCUCCGACAACCAACACAAGCUACAACGCAACAUUUGCCAGUGAGACAACGUCCGCAAGUAACAACGCAACCACUAUAUACGAGACAACGACCCAAAGCAACAACGCAACUACCACAAAUGAGAUAACGACCCCAAGCAGCAACGCAACCACAACACAUGAGAUAACGACUGAAAAGAACAACGCAACCACAACACACGUGACAACGACCCAAGGCAACAACGCAACCACAACACGCGAGACAACGACCCAAGGCAACAACGCAACCACAACACUCGAGACAACGACCCAAGGCAACAACACCACCACCGUGAAUGAGACAACACCCCGCAGCAAGAACGAUGAAACGACCCCGAAGAACAAUGAAACCGAUUCAGCUGCGACAACGACAACAACAUCAAGCAGCACCGCAACUAAUUCAGCUGAUAAUUCCCAUAAUGACUCUUCAACAGAAUCUUCAAAUAACUCUUCGCCGCUGACAACUUCAGAAACAACAACAACGACGACGGCGACUACUACUACUACCACCACGACAACAGAAACAAACACUGAUCCCAAACCACCAACUCCAUCAGAAAAUCAGACUACGACAACAGUACAUGGCGACUAUGUGACGUCCCCAAGUUAUAGUCUGUCAGAUAACACAGCAUCUGUUCCACAUGGCGAUCCAUCUACGGCUGAUGUUCCUGCAUGGACAACAUAUCCAACAACUGUACCAACAAACACAGCUCAUAUAACAGACCCCACUUCAAUCUAUGACCCAAUCAUCAGCCCAACACCUACAUCCGCAGAACCCAAAACCGAUAUGAUCCUUAAAACUGAACCAAGUACACUAAUAAGCGAUCAGACAAUCCAACCAUCCAGCCAAGGGCUCCAGGCCACUUCCGGUUCAGACCUCGCCUUCUUCUACUCAACCAUCCAACCAGUUGAGAGCGUGGAUAUGUUGAGUGAGGGGUUUACCACCCAGAUAAACUCCAUCAUCGUGCUGUGUUCCUGCUACUGCAAGGCCCCCAACGAGACCAAUAGAGUCAUCUCCACGGUGGACCUCAGGAAUCUUGCUGUGGACAAGAGAAACGUGUCCAAGUUCAGACGUCGCUUCUACAGCGUGUUGGAUGAACGCCCUUCGGCUAUUUCUAUUGGGUCGACGGGAAUCUUUUGUCUAGCUUUUGUGUUUUGUCUUUUUGUUCUAUCAGAUGUGGAUUAUGUAGUCAGAAAUAAGAACAAAAUCGCACAAGGAAAUAUGUAAAAUCGUUAAACCCAGACACCAUAUCAAGAAGUUCAAGGAUGAGGUUUACUGAGUGAGUGAGUUUGGUUUUACGCCGCUUUUAGCAAUAUUCCAGCAAUAUCACGGCGGGGG
This is a messenger RNA of Haliotis rubra (blacklip abalone), 2535 nucleotides long. Its product is annotated as serine-rich adhesin for platelets-like. The transcript is spliced from 8 exons. Lineage: Eukaryota; Metazoa; Mollusca; Gastropoda; Lepetellida; Haliotidae. The record is from RefSeq and is a predicted model, not a curated record. The coding region runs from base 121 to 2424 and encodes 767 amino acids.